Molecule: messenger RNA, 1116 nt
Organism: Mizuhopecten yessoensis (Yesso scallop)
Lineage: Eukaryota; Metazoa; Mollusca; Bivalvia; Pectinida; Pectinidae
Exons: 4
Coding region: 152-712 (186 amino acids)
Source: RefSeq, a predicted model, not a curated record
AUGCAACACACGCCUUCUACGUUCUCUACCCAGGUUUGCCAUUGGUGACAUAGUAGUAAUGAGAUCUACAUAGUCCAAAGGUGACAAAAUCGUUAUCUUCAUCCAGUUUAAUCCGUUUCGUUUUUUACGUUCCAACAAAACAACCAAAAUCAUGGUAACAUCGUAUAUCAUUGUGAUAUCGUUAGUUGCCCUAGGUGUAAGUGCUGUUAAGCCCAACAAAUACCCCAAAUGCUGCCCUUUUGGUAUUGAUAUGUGUAAAAUUGCUUCGAAUACUAAACAGGAACAAAACAUAUUUCCUGGACUGUUCGUCAACGAGUCUUUUCUUCAACUCAGCACCAAACAAGUGGGCACUGUUAAGACAAGAAAAACAUUUGACAACAUCACUAUUGAUCAAAACGAGAGUCAGGGAACUAACACCAGGAGAAAGAGGGAUACAGGCUGCAACUGCUGCCAAACUCAAUUUCACUUUUCUGCCAUCCUAACUGUUGAGUAUGAAGGAACAACACAUGACGUCGUACAGUACGAUGACAUCGGAAGCUACCAGGUCAUUACCGAGGGAGGUUGUGUAAAUACAGUUUGCUCUCCGAACUAUCAUUGCCAAACAAUGUAUAAACUUAUCUGGAUGCUGAUCAAAAUAGAUUGUGACUGGUUACCCAAAAUGGAAUUUGUUCCUGUCAGCGUCCCAAGCCAUUGUGAAUGUAGAAACAAUUAAAAAACAAUUACAUUAUAGUUUAAUAUUUGAAACAGUGACACGUCCUUUAAGUUUGCUGUUUUAGGUGGUUGAACAUUUUCCAAGAAAGAUAGAUUCAUUAAAUUAUAUUUCUCAUUUGUAAGAACCAAUACAAGGGUUCAUCAUGUUACAAAUUAAACUUUCUAAUGUCAGUGCCACUCAUUGAGUUUACACCAAUUAUCAAAAUCUUGAAAUACAGUUACAGGCACAUGUCUGUAGGAUAAACGUGAGGCACAGGUUUUUUCACCAUAAACAUCUGGUAAAAGAUACAGUUUGCCAAAAUGAAUGACACUGCAUCAUAGAGCUGUUUCGUCCUUCUUGGACUCAUCGGUGAUGGUAGGGGCUAAAAAGGUCGAUAGUCAAAUUGGUUUAAACUAUUGAUGAAG